AUGGACGAGCAGCGCCUCCACAAGGCCUUCAGCUGCAUCCGGUGUUUUGAGAGAAAGGUGAAAUGCGACAAGCAGAGCCCGUGCUCAAAUUGUGUCAAGUCCAACAUUGAAUGCAUCUUCCGAGUGCCGCCCGCACCACGCCGGCGGAGGAAACGAACACAGGAGGAUUUGUUACUCGCCCGUCUCAAAAAGUGCGAGGAACUCCUCAAGAGCAAAGGCAUCGAUAUCGACAAUCCCGACACAGUUCCCGGCCCUGCGUCGCUCGAAAGCCCUCCUCUCACACAACCGGGUUCGCAGCCACUGAGUCCUGAAGUAUCCAGCACGGCUGCCGGCGAGGAUCUUAUCUUCGCCGCGCCCGAGAUCAGAAAAUCCGGCCGAUUGAUCGUCGACCAGGGCAAGUCCCUGUUCAUCGAGAACAAUCUGUGGGCCAGUCUCUCGGACGAGUUUCAACAGCCCAAUGAAGCCAUCGCCGAAUACUCCGAGGACGACGAGGACGAUGCCGGUACCCCUGUGGAGGAGAGCACCGAGUUCAUUCUCGGCUACACGCCGACGAGCAACUUCAUCCACCAAUUCCAUCCGUCUCCAACCAAUAUAUUUGUACUGUGGCAAAUAUACCUGGACAACAUCAACCCGAUGACCAAAUUCAUCCACUAUCCGUCAUUUCACAAGACUCUCGAGCAAGCCUGCAGGCAGCUCGACAAUCUGCCCCGAGGCCUGGAAGCGCUGUUAUUCGCCAUCUACGGCGCGGCAGUCUACACGAUUGACGACGACGAGUGUGAGACGAGACUCGGUGAGCCCCGAAAGAUGUUGCUGGCGCGAUACCGGCAUGCCACCAGGAAAGCGCUUGCCCGGGCGAGGUUCAUGAACACCUCGGAGCUGGUGGUGCUGCAAGCGCUAUCGCUCUACCUGUUCUCCAUGCGCGAGAACUACGACCCGCGGACGAACUGGACGUUGGCAGGAAUUGCCGUCCGCGUCGCCCAAGGCAUGGGUCUCCACCGCGACGGCACAGGUCUGGGGCUGUCUAUUUUUGAGACGGAAAUGCGCCGCCGCCUGUGGUGGCAGAUCGUCGUGCUGGAGGGCCGCUCCGCCGAGCUCAGCGGUUCAGGGCGAUUCGGCGACCUCUCCUUGUCCGACGUUCUGGCCCCGACCAACGUGAACGAUGAAGACCUCCACCCGGACAUGACGGAACCGCCGGUCCCGCAAACAAGGCCGACCGAGAUGAUAUCGUGUCUGCUCCGAAUCGAACUUACCAUCUUCUUCCUGGAGAAGCAACGCCAAAAACCGAGCAUUGACAUCGAGAGCUUGCGGCUAUCCACGCCAUGGAAGAGCUCCCUGGAAGAGCGCGACGCGACGAUGGACGAGUUGGAACAGCGCCUCGAAGACAAAUUCCUCAAGUACUGCGAUCCGUCGGUGCCCAUCCAGUUCAUGUCCAUCAUCAUCGGCCGAGGCGCCAUCAACAUGAUGCGCCUGAUGGCCCACCAUCCACGCAAGUGGGGCUACCAGGAGCAACUGCCGCCGCCGGAACGGGACUACCUGUGGAACGUGUCCGUGAAGCUCCUCGAAGGCACGAACAUGGCACACUCGGCCAAACAACUACAGAGAUUCAUGUGGCAUACCCGCGUGCACUUUGUGUGGCAAGCCCUCAUUUUCGUCCUCAACGACCUCAAGCAGUCCACGCUGGGACCAGAGGCGGAUAGGGCAUGGUCAGCGGUGGACGAGAUCUACCGGCACCAUCCGUACUUUGUGACGGACUACAAGCGGCCCUUGCACGUCGCAGUGGGGAGCUUAUGCUUGAAGGCGUACGCCGCGCGGGAGAAGGCCCUCCGGGCAAGCACCAACGGUGUCUUCCCCAAGGUCAUCCCGGAGUAUAUCCAGCAGCUGCGCGAGCAGCGUGAGACCGGACCGCUCCAGCGCGCCAAAGCCACCUCGUCGAAGAUGCGCCCUGGCAACAAUGCGGCAGAAGAGGCCACCAACGAUCCCGGGAGCACCGAUAGCCAGUGUCAAGCCACACUGGGGUGGGAGAGCAUCUCCCCGCCACCGGCGCAACCAACGCCCGGUGCCAGUAACCUCUUCGCUGCGGACGUGGGAUACAGCACGUCCAACGCAAGCAGCCAGCUCCCCUUGCCUGCGUUUCAGCCCAUCCCGCCACCACUGGUUGGCGACGGCAUCUUUGCAUCCGAACACAGCUUGGCGCACGAUUUGGCGCUGGCAGACGUCCAACUGGAUUGGGCGCAGUGGGACUAUAUCAUGCAGGAUAUGGGGGAGAUCCCUUGA
Molecule: messenger RNA, 2274 nt
Organism: Cladophialophora yegresii CBS 114405
Lineage: Eukaryota; Fungi; Ascomycota; Eurotiomycetes; Chaetothyriales; Herpotrichiellaceae
Exons: 1
Coding region: 1-2274 (757 amino acids)
Biological process (GO): regulation of DNA-templated transcription; DNA-templated transcription
Molecular function (GO): zinc ion binding; DNA-binding transcription factor activity, RNA polymerase II-specific; DNA binding
Source: RefSeq, a predicted model, not a curated record